Gilbertella persicaria is the source of this 1161-nucleotide messenger RNA. Its product is annotated as CoA-transferase family III domain-containing protein. The transcript is spliced from 3 exons. Gene Ontology annotation, molecular function: catalytic activity. The record is from RefSeq and is a predicted model, not a curated record. Lineage: Eukaryota; Fungi; Mucoromycota; Mucoromycetes; Mucorales; Choanephoraceae. The coding region runs from base 1 to 1161 and encodes 386 amino acids.
AUGAUGCUUGGUGAUUUAGGUGCGGAUGUAAUCAAGAUUGAGAAUCCUGUAGGUGGUGAUGAUACUCGUGCUUGGGGACCUCCUUUUGCUGAAAACAAAGACCCUUUUGAUCCUAAUCAUGGUGAAUCUGCUUAUUUCUUAUGCGUCAACCGUAAUAAGCGAUCUGUUACCGUGAACAUGAAAUCAGAGGGUGGUCGUCAAUUAUUGCAUGAUUUGGUGAAAGAGAGUGAUGUUUUGGUAGAAAACUACUUGCCUGGCAAAUUGGAUCAAAUGGGAUUAGGAUAUAAAGAAUUAAGCAAAAUAAAUCCUAGAUUGAUUUAUGCAUCUAUCACAGGGUACGGGCAAACAGGCCCUUAUGCUCAUCGACCUGGAUAUGAUGUGAUUAUUGAAGCAGAAGCAGGUUUAAUGCAUAUCACAGGUGAACCUGAAGGUAUGCCUGUCAAAGUAGGCGUGGCUAUUACAGAUCUCACCACAGGCCUUUAUGCUAAGAGCGCUAUUCUUGCCUCUAUCAUUCAGCGUGGUAUUACAGGUCGAGGCCAGCACAUUGACUGUUCUCUCCUCGAAUCCCAAGUUGCUUCCCUUGCCAACAUUGGAUCCAAUUUCUUGAUAGGCGGACAAGAAGCAAAGCGUAUGGGUACCUCUCACCCUUCGAUUGUUCCUUACCAAGUGUUUCCCACUAAAAAUUCAUUUGUUAUGAUUGGUGCAGGCAACGAUGGGCAGUUUGCCAAACUCUGUAAACGUAUUGGUCUUGACCAUCUAGUCGAAAAUCCUAAAUACUUGAAGAACUCGAAUCGUGUAAAGCAUCGUCAAGAGUUGAUAGGUAUCUUACAAAACCGCCUUACACAACACGAUACAUCUUACUGGCUUGAAAAGCUGGAAGGUGCUGGAUUUCCUUUUGCUCCCAUUAACAAUAUUCAAGAUACAUUCUCUCAUCCACAAGUUGAAGCGAGAGGCCUUGUACAACAAGUAGAACAUGAGCGUGCAGGCAAUAUUAAGAUGGUGGGUCCACCUGUCAAAUACAGUGAGAGUGAGACAAGUAUUCGAUUGGCUCCUCCACUUUUAGGUCAACAUACAGAACAAGUCUUGUUGGACGUAUUAGGUUAUUCUCAAGAUAAAAUCAACGCUUUACAUCAAGAUGGAUCCAUUGGUUUAUCUGUAUGA